This is a messenger RNA of Dufourea novaeangliae, 1240 nucleotides long. RefSeq lists its product as uncharacterized. The transcript is spliced from 6 exons. Bases 64 to 1236 code for a protein of 390 amino acids. Gene Ontology annotation, cellular component: dystrophin-associated glycoprotein complex; sarcolemma. The record is from RefSeq and is a predicted model, not a curated record. NCBI's taxonomy places the organism in Eukaryota, Metazoa, Arthropoda, Insecta, Hymenoptera, Halictidae.
CGCGGAAAGCAUUUGUCCGUGACUACCUCGGUCACCGGAAGUGGAAAAAGGAAGAAGAGCAGGAUGCCGGGCGAGAUGCGCGCGCAGCCCUUAGGCACCGCAUACGGUGGUAGCACGAUGCAACCGGACGAGGAGAUUCAGUACGCGCCAAGGAGCCGUCCUGUUAGCUUUUACGAUAAUUUUAAGGACGUGUCGAUGGUGGCACCUUGCGUGACUUCCGCCCUGAGCGCGGACAAUUUGAGCCAGGCUCGUGACAACGGUGUUAACGCGUCGAUGGCCGCUACAAACAACAACAACAAUAGAGUAAACAGCGCGGUCAGCGCUGGUAACGUGUCGAAGAUCCAUAGCGUGAAAGUCACAGGUGCAGUGUCGACGGGACAUAUCGGUCGGAUCUAUCGACCGGAAAAGGACAAAGAACUCGGUCGUGCCCCGUCGAUGGCCAAUUGUCUGUCGACCACGGUUCCCGUUAAUCUGGCUGCUUCGCAGAUCGCUGGCCGACACACGCCCACGAGGAACUCCCUCAGGCACAGCAGGAUGAUUGUGUUGCACCGUAGCGGUCAUCGACCACAGAAGUUUUUACCGCCGUUGGUCUACCACUGGCGACUAGGACGAUGUUUAGCCGCGCUGCAAACGAUCCUCGGUGUUGCGGUCACAGCGCUUUCGUUAUGGCUUUUACUCUGGGCACCCCAUCUACCUGUCGUCGAUAAUCCUUAUUGGAGUGGAAUGCCAUUGUUACUGUCGGGAAGCUUCGGGAUUUGCUUGCUGUGCUGCUUCAAGAAGGAAUAUCCGGGGAUGAGUCCUGGGUUUUGUCUCUCGUCCACCAAGCUAGUCAGCGUGUUCCUCGCGACCUUAGCGACAGCUACCUGCUGCGUCGCGUGCGCUUUCUCGGCGAUCCACCUGGUCCGUCUGAUGGGCUUCGAGUGCAACCCUGCCCGCGUGCUGAACGCCACCUGCGUCUGCAGGCCCCGCGAGGACCUUCUAUCGAACACCACCGAGACAACCGUCAGGUACAUGGAUCUGAAUUGCCCGGAGGUGGAGAGCAUUCUGACCAUUCUUCUGAUAUUCUCGUGCACCUGCAACGCUCUGGGCGCGUUUAUCGCCGGUUGGUACACGUACCUGCACUGGAGCACCAGGAACAAAAGGCCCAAGUACAUGCAAGUCAGAACCGGCCCGAUCGCUGGUACCAGUUACCUGAACAGCCGACCGAUAUACAAUCCAAAUCUGAACGAACGAUGACAAU